Messenger RNA from Physella acuta, 852 nucleotides. RefSeq lists its product as uncharacterized. NCBI's taxonomy places the organism in Eukaryota, Metazoa, Mollusca, Gastropoda, Physidae. The record is from RefSeq and is a predicted model, not a curated record.
AUGGUCAAGUCUUUGGCAGCUCUUACGGUCAAGUUGAAGGUCAGUUACAUCAGCAAUAACAGACCAAAACGCUCUGCUUUUUAUACAGGGGAUUACCCUUUCUACACCAAGAGAGGAGCUUCGCUGGUCAGGAGGGAAGCCCUAGCAGAACCUGUCCGUGUGAUCUCUGUAAAAAAAACAGGGAAACCGGUGAAAGAAUGGGGGGAGGUGAGUGUGGUGACAGCCAUACACCUGGUGUAUGACGGCGAUGAGGCGAAACACACGGAGGUAUUUCUCGAUUGGGAAGACGGCACGAGGUACACUUUGGAAGGUUUUCAUUGGACCAGCGAAAGUGCAGACGGAGACAGGUGCGAGUGCGUGUGCGUCACGCACGACCUGAAGCUCAUCGACAUGCUCCGUCAGAUGACGGAUGAGUACCAAGAUGAGUACAGAAACGCCAAGAUCACGUACAUUCCGAAUAAAAUCGCGCAAGAAGAAAAUAUCGUCAUCAUUGUAUCCUAUCCACACGGCAAGUCUAAGAAGGUCUCUGUAGGUCAUGUCAAUAAAGAGAAAACCUGGAACCGUGACAUGACCUUUACCAGGUAUUCCUACACAGCACCCACCUGCCCAGGCAGCAGCGGCGCCCCAGUUUUUGUAAUGGGGUAUAACGGGUGGUACCUACAUACCCACGCAGGAGAAAAUGGAGAAGAGAACUAUAGCGGGGAGGUCUAUUCGUUUUCCUCAUUUUUUCCCAGCUCCAAAAGUGCCAAGACCGAGAAAGAUAAACCUCGUAGGAAAUAAUUACUCUUUAACCGUCUCAUUAGCAGCAUCGUAAAGUUGUUAUUGGUGAAUAAUUCAAAGUAUAAAUGUCUA